GAAAGUAUUUAUUAUAAAAUAUGGAAGAAUUAACGCACCAAAAAGUAAUAAAAAUCAAAAUUGAUCCUUAAAGAUAGGCAACUAGAAUUAUUCAGGACUACAUACAUAUUAAAUAUCUAAAAAUGAUUUACAUCCUGAAGGACAAUAUUUAUUUGUGUUUUAGAGAGAAAAAAAUAAUUUUCUAUUGUGCUACUAAAAAUAUUGCUGUCAUUGAAUAAAGUCCGAAUUCUAACCUCUGAAUUGUGACAGUAAUAAAGAACCACAUAAUUUUUAGCAUGCAUUUGCAAUGCUUACUGCAAAAAACGUUUAUUACUAAUUUAACUAAAUUAAAUAUUAUACGAGUGGUUAAGUAUUCAGUUAGUUCCUCGAAUGAUGCGAACUCUUUUUACUUUAAAUCAAAUUUUUCGAAAGAAGAACAAACCAAGAUUUUAAAUACGUUAAAUGACUCCAAUACUAAUCACUUAUCAAGAUUUCGUGUUCCAAAGAAUAGAAUUAAAAAUAUUCAUUCAUGGAAAAACAAGAAAGGUCCAUUUAGAUCCUUACACGAAGUACUUGAGGUGGAUGGUUUAGGUGAAAAACUAUUGCACAGAAUAUGUCAAGAUAUAAUAAACGAAAAAUGUGAUAAUAAUAUACUUGAUUCUACAGAAUUAACUAAAAAUAAUUCAAAAAAUAAACGACAAAAACAGAUUAUUACUCCACCUAUUAACGGACAAAUUUUAAAUAAACUUACAUCUGCAGUAGGUGUACAUUUGUCCCCCAUAGGUAUAAGUUGGGCUAAAUUAUCUCAAGAACAAAAUAAAUUAGUGAAUUGGAAUUUUGAUAGUUUUAAUAAUUUACCUAAAAAAAUGAUGCCUAACGAUAAUUUUGAUAUGGUUAUUAACAUUAUCAGAAAAAUACCAUCGAGUGAUGUUUAUAUUUUUGAAACUUCACCCUCUAUGGGUCCACAAAAUCAAACUUCAGCAUCAGCUUAUUCCCAACAACUCGAAUUAAGUGCUAUGUUAUUUACAUUACUGAAUACCAGCGUGCAUCACAAUGUUACUUUACGAAAUGUUAAUGAUACAAAUACACCGUCACCUACGUCAAUUGAAAAUAGAGUAUUCUAUCUUAAGUCUAGGUUAUCGGCAAGAUUGUUCAGUACAUUAGUGGGACAAGAAAAAGUGGCUGCUGUAACUACAAUAAAUGAAUUAUUAAACGAUAAUGUAGAAACCAGUGAAGCAUCUCUACCUUGUACAAAAAUUAUGGUAGAACAGCAACUGAAAGCUGCAUUUGAUUCUCAAACACCAGUCAAUAAAGAAUUGUUAGGACAAGCUUUGAUGCUAGUGAUAACGUUCAUGGAUUUAUGUGUUUACAAAAAUCCAGCUGCAUUAGAUGCUGUUUUUUCUGUAUCAAAGAAAAAUAAAAAAUAAAAUGAGUAUGUACAUAA
Messenger RNA from Diorhabda sublineata, 1423 nucleotides. RefSeq names its product transcription elongation factor, mitochondrial. NCBI's taxonomy places the organism in Eukaryota, Metazoa, Arthropoda, Insecta, Coleoptera, Chrysomelidae. The transcript has 6 exons. Gene Ontology annotation, cellular component: mitochondrial nucleoid. Gene Ontology annotation, biological process: transcription elongation by mitochondrial RNA polymerase; mitochondrial transcription. Gene Ontology annotation, molecular function: DNA polymerase processivity factor activity. The record is from RefSeq and is a predicted model, not a curated record. The coding region runs from base 276 to 1406 and encodes 376 amino acids.